AUGGAUUUCAUAUCAGGAUUGCCUAAGACUCGACGAGGUUUUAAUGUGAUCUGGGUCAUUGUUGAUAGACUCACAAAAAUAGCUCACUUUAUCCCGGGUAAAAGCACAUUUCGAGUGGAUCGAUGGGCUCAGUUAUACGUUCGAGAAAUAGUUCGUUUGCAUGGCGUGCCUACUUCCAUUGUGUCUGAUCGCGAUGCUAGGUUUACCUCUCAGUUUUGGAAUGGUCACAAACGCGGCAGUCUAGAAAAUCAGAUCAAGGAUACUUACUGCACAAAGCUGACAAAAGAGUUACGUCGACACUCGAAGAAAGGACAUCGAGUUUGCGGUGGGCUAACAUGUUUUCCUAAAGGUAGCACCCAUGUGAAAGUGUUAAGAUUCGAGAAAAAGGGUAAACUUAGCCCUAGGUUCGUAGGUCCCUUCGAAAUCCUUAAGAGGAUUGGUGCUGUAGCGUACAGGUUGGUGUUGCCACCCACUGUUGCCACUGUGCAUAACGUAUUUCAUGUAUCCAUGUUGAGAAAGUACACGCCAGACCCCACGCACAUCAUUGAGGACGAAGCACUUCCGCUUCGUGAGGAUCUAUCUUACGAAGAGGCCCCAAUCAAAAUUAUAUCUCGAGAUGUCAAGCGAUUGCGAAACAAGGAGAUUCCCCUUGUCAAAGUCUUGUGGGGUAAUCAUCUGGAUAGUGAGGCUACCUGGGAGCGGGAGGAUGACGUUAGGAAGUCUUGCCUUAAACUCUUUCUGGAACAACCAACUUUCGGAGACGAAAGUUCUUAA
Cucurbita maxima (winter squash) is the source of this 774-nucleotide messenger RNA. RefSeq lists its product as uncharacterized. Lineage: Eukaryota; Viridiplantae; Streptophyta; Magnoliopsida; Cucurbitales; Cucurbitaceae. The coding region runs from base 1 to 774 and encodes 257 amino acids. The record is from RefSeq and is a predicted model, not a curated record. The transcript has 2 exons. Gene Ontology annotation, molecular function: nucleic acid binding.